UUAAAAGUUUUUGUUUUUUUUAACAUCAUUGUAUUUUUUUGUUUUGUAUGAAUCACUUAUUCCCAUCAGUCAUCGAGGGACAUGUCGAUUGCCUAAUUGGCAUCCUCGUCUCGAGCCCUAUCUAGAGAGGACGGGAUUGCACAUGCUGAGGCAUUUCAUGCAGCUUGAUAUAGACAACGAUCUGCUUACGACAAUGGCAGAGCGAUGGCGCCCCGAAUUGCAUACCUUCCACUUUCCCGAGGGGGAAAUGAAGAUCACCCUCAGAGAUGUUGCCCUACUCACCGGGCUGCCGGUCACUGGAGAGGCCAUCAUCGGCAACUCAAGUAAACCUGAAGGUGGUUGGGGGCCGUUGAUUCUCGAGCGUUUGGGGUUCAACAUGCCGGCACCGGGAGUUCCUCCAAACACUUCAGUAAUUAAGAAAACGUACGUUCUGUUCCAUGAAGAGAUCCCCCAUAGCUCAUUAGUGAAGUGUUCAGAGGAACUCUAGGGGACGCUGAUCAUUUCUUUCUAUUUCUAAAUCUCGAGCAAUGGAAUUGUACUGAUGAUGCUGAACGUUGAAUACAUGGCUUGCUAGCUGCAGCUCUUUCUAUUUAUACCCGAAACCUCGGAGAUGGAGGGGACAGCGAAUGGCCGCAUAUAGAGAUUCUGUACGAUUAUGAAACUAGACGGGAUUCGGGCUCUAGCUAUAGCUUCAAAGGAAAUCGUGGGAAUCAAACUAUCGCAUCAUUCUACCCUCAAUCUUCAGGUUCCUUUUUCCCCAACUACAUGCAUGGCUAGAAUUGUAGCAAGUAGGAGUACCUUAUUACGUUAAGUAACUACGUGCAGAUGCGUCAGAAUGCUAACAUCUUGAUCCUUCUUUUUGGCCAUAGAUAGGGCAAGUGAAUGUGGACAGGGAGAGUGGGUAAGUGAAGAAAGAAGGAAUGGAGGCAGGGGAUAACAUGGGAGCAUAGUGAUAGGGUUCGUACUACUUCCAUAGUAGUGUAGUGAUCUCUUUCAUUGGAACGUUACUUAAAAAACGAAAAAAGAGUAGUAAAAGAAACAGAUGGUGGAUGCUUUUCUCUUUCCUUUGGAAUCUCAACUUUUGUUGAUCUUCUUUCCGCUGGUAUCAAACGUCCAUAGGUCAAUUCGGUUACAGUGUAAACAUGCUAAUUAUGGUCGUUCAUUUACGCUUUUCCUAAAUUACAUUUUGCGAUCUAUAUAUAUUUACGGAGAGUUCUACGAUAUUUAAGGUGAACACCGGAGUACUACAUACCUUGAGUAAGAAAACGCUAUCUAGAACUUGAAAGAUUUUUCGGAUAUGAUACUAUACUCUAAGCCUUAAAAGAUAAAAAUCUAGGUCUUAAUUCUCUAAAUCUUAUACCCCAAGAUCAAUUUAAUUAGAAACAAUAAUCGACGAUUAUGAUUCGUCCAAAUAUAGGCAAAAAAAUCAAUGCACCAUCUUAGGGUUUAUAAUUUAGGGCUAAUACCACUGGAAAUACCAUCCUUUAGCGAAAGUGUCAUUUAUAUUACGUAUUUUCAAUAAACACAAAAAUAUUCCAACGUAUUAGGGGUUUGUGUCAUCUGUGUUACGCGAAAUUCUGUUGACCGUUAGAUCUAACUGUUGACCUAACGGUGGUCAACCUUUAUCUGACCAUUGAUGAAGUGGCGCCUGUGUGUUGUCCACGUAGACGACACAUAGAUGCCAUGUUGGAAAUUAAUAAAAAAUUAAUUAUUUAACAUUUAAAUUAAUUAUUUAAUAAUUAAUAAUUGAAUAGAAAAUUAACUUUUCUUUGACACACCCACCCUUUCCUUGACCACACCCACCUAGGGGAGAGCCCGCUGCCGCCGCCGGCGAGGAAGAAGAAGCGAGCUUUAUUAUGUUGGGGAAGAAGAUGCCGUCGGGUGCCAAGGAAGGUUAAUUCAACCCUCCCAAACCCAGCUUUCUCCAAAAUCCAGCUUUCUUCUACUUCAAUAUCUCAUACCCAGCUUUCUCCGGCGGGUCGAGCUUCUCCUUUGGCGAUGGUGGAUCGAUGGCAACGACUAGGAUAGCGAGAUGGCUCAAUCGGGUAGGGGAGUGGCCUGAGACUUCGUCGGCGUCAAUCACAUCUCUCUGCCUCUGCCUCUCUCGAUUGGCAGUCGUCGAUCGACCUUAUCUCUCUCACUCAAUCCCAUAAACAAAACAGAAAAAAUCAUUGCCCAAUCUCAAUUCAUAUCCCACGAUAGCUUUUGAAACAGAAGCUUCCUCGUCCGAAAUCAAGGAGUUAGGAGGGU
This is a messenger RNA of Linum trigynum, 2250 nucleotides long. NCBI's taxonomy places the organism in Eukaryota, Viridiplantae, Streptophyta, Magnoliopsida, Malpighiales, Linaceae. The record is from the annotation of a GenBank genome assembly.